This is a messenger RNA of Tupaia belangeri chinensis (Chinese tree shrew), 2165 nucleotides long. RefSeq names its product G protein subunit alpha i3 (gene GNAI3). Gene Ontology annotation, molecular function: GTP binding; G-protein beta/gamma-subunit complex binding; GTPase activity. The record is from RefSeq and is a predicted model, not a curated record. Lineage: Eukaryota; Metazoa; Chordata; Mammalia; Scandentia; Tupaiidae. Gene Ontology annotation, cellular component: cytoplasm; heterotrimeric G-protein complex. Gene Ontology annotation, biological process: G protein-coupled dopamine receptor signaling pathway; adenylate cyclase-modulating G protein-coupled receptor signaling pathway.
GUGCUGGAGAAUCUGGUAAAAGCACCAUUGUGAAACAGAUGAAAAUCAUUCACGAAGAUGGCUAUUCAGAGGAAGAGUGUAAACAGUAUAAAGUAGUUGUCUACAGCAAUACUAUACAGUCCAUCAUUGCGAUCAUACGAGCCAUGGGACGGCUAAAGAUUGACUUUGGGGAAGCUGCCAGAGCAGAUGAUGCCCGGCAGUUAUUCGUGUUAGCUGGCAGUGCUGAAGAAGGAGUCAUGACUCCAGAACUAGCAGGCGUGAUUAAACGGUUAUGGCGAGAUGGUGGGGUGCAAGCGUGCUUCAGCAGAUCCAGGGAAUAUCAGCUCAAUGAUUCUGCUUCAUAUUACCUAAAUGAUUUGGAUAGAAUAUCCCAACCCAACUACAUUCCAACUCAGCAAGAUGUUCUUCGCACAAGGGUGAAGACCACAGGCAUUGUCAAAACGCAUUUGACCUUCAAAGACCUUUACUUCAAAAUGUUUGAUGUCGGUGGCCAAAGAUCAGAGCGGAAAAAGUGGAUUCACUGUUUUGAAGGAGUGACAGCCAUUAUCUUCUGUGUGGCCCUCAGUGACUAUGACCUUGUUCUGGCUGAGGAUGAGGAGAUGAACCGAAUGCAUGAAAGCAUGAAACUGUUUGACAGUAUUUGUAACAACAAGUGGUUUACAGACACUUCAAUCAUUCUUUUCCUUAACAAGAAAGACCUUUUUGAGGAAAAAAUAAAGAGGAGUCCAUUAACUAUCUGUUAUCCAGAAUACACAGGUUCCAACACAUACGAAGAGGCAGCUGCUUACAUCCAGUGCCAGUUUGAAGAUCUGAACAGGAGAAAAGACACCAAAGAGAUCUACACUCACUUUACCUGUGCUACAGACACCAAGAAUGUGCAGUUUGUUUUUGAUGCUGUUACAGAUGUCAUCAUUAAAAACAACUUAAAGGAGUGUGGACUUUAUUGAAGAGCAAGAAUGUUAGUAAAAGUUACUGCGAUGCGGAGUAUUGAGACCAGACAUCUUUUGCUGUCUUGUGGGGCAGCUGCAAGCAUGAACUGGACCAAGGAAUGGCAGCAGCAUGCAGAAUCCUAGCACUCUUUAGCACAGUCUUCUGUAUUAGGGAACUUUUAAUUGAUGAGAUGCUAAAGUCAGACAUUGGAAUUGAAACAACUGUAAAGUACGAUUUGAUCAUCCAGACCUCACUUGAAUUUUAUAAUUUCAGAUGGUUUUAGGGCAGAUGUGAAAUUGAGGUGCUGCAUUCCGGAACUUCAAUAUGUAGCUUACUCUUUUAUUUUCCUUCUUAACAAACCACCAAUAGUUCUUUUUUAAAGUUUUUUUUUUUUUCCAUCAAGAGAAGAAUAACUUUACUAAUUUUUAUUUCUUUGUUUGCUAAAGAAUCUUUAUUAAAACACAAACAAUCUUUACUAUGCACACAAUGUGACCAGAUCAUCUUAAAAAUAUUCCUCUUAGUAGGAACUCUUUGUUUUUAACUCUUGGUAUGGUCAGAAUAUGGUAUUUCCAUAAUUAAAAUUUUUUCCGGUUACUGGGGCUAUAAAUACAGCUUUUUUUGGAUGAAAUUUAUCACUAUUCUGCUCAGAGUACCAUUACGGUUUCUAAGAGGUAAUCGCAUUGAAGAGUUCUGCAAUAAGAUUUCAGCUAUCUCUUUAAGCUUAUGGUUGAAGGUUAACCUUGUUUAUUAUGCUGUUUACCAAAUUACUCGAUAAGUGCUGAUGCCCUAUGAUAAAGUCAGCUGCUUGGAUACAGACACACCUAGGCAGCUGCCAGUUAGAAAUUCAAAUUGCUAAAUUCCAAAAAAGAACCAGUGACUUUGCUGCUACAUGUCUACUAAAUUGACCACUUUGAUUCUUGCUUGUUUGUCUCAGUCAUAGGGAAUUUUGUACAAAGUGCCCCUUGUUUCCAUCUUCACGGCUUUUUCUGUUGGGAGACAUCGAAAGUGUAUUAACAGUGCAUGCUUUACUUUGUAAAUGUGCCAAAUCCCUGUCUGCCAUUGUUUUUACUGUAGCAAUGUUAACUAGUAAUCAGUCCUUAGUACUUUCUUUUGCUGAACUGUUGCAUAUUGAUACUUUUUCUACUUUGUCAUGUGUACAGAUUUUAAUCUGUUAUAGUUGGCAGCAGUAUUAAAAUGGUGAGUAAAGAGUCCAGGAUCGCUCCUGUUUGUAACUA